Molecule: messenger RNA, 546 nt
Organism: Phasianus colchicus (ring-necked pheasant)
Lineage: Eukaryota; Metazoa; Chordata; Aves; Galliformes; Phasianidae
Gene: POLR3K
Product: RNA polymerase III subunit K
Biological process (GO): DNA-templated transcription; termination of RNA polymerase III transcription
Cellular component (GO): RNA polymerase III complex
Molecular function (GO): zinc ion binding; nucleic acid binding
Source: RefSeq, a predicted model, not a curated record
CCGCGCCAGCGCCGCCUGGAACAGCUCGAGCACUUCGGCGUGCGCCAGCUCCUCCUCCGCCUCCGCCAUCCCCGGCCGGAAGAGGCGGAUCCGACGAUGCUGCUUUUCUGCCCGGCGUGCGGCAACGUGCUGGUGGCCGAGGAAGGGCCGCGCUGCCACCGCUUCGCCUGCACCACCUGUCCGUACGUGCGGAACGUCACGAGGAAGGUGAGCAGCAGGAAAUACCCGCGGCUGAAGGAGGUGGACGACGUGCUGGGCGGGGCGGCGGCGUGGGAGAACGUGGAUUCCACCGCAGAGCCGUGCCCCAAGUGCGAGCAUCCCCGCGCGUACUUCAUGCAGAUCCAGACGCGCUCGGCCGACGAACCCAUGACCACGUUCUAUAAGUGCUGCAACGCGCAGUGCGGGCACCGCUGGCGCGACUGAACCCCCCCCCCCCCCCCCCCCCCCCCACCUCCCUGACCCCCCCACGGAUCGCUGUGCCUUCCCGGCUGUCAAUAAACGCAGCGCUGGAGCUGAGGCUGCACUGUGAGGUGCGGUGGUUCUGUG